AUGGCGACCUCCUUCCCAACUCCACCCUUGCGUCCAGGGACCACCAGGGACACAAGGAUGCCCGAGAGCUCCCACCUGCCCAGCAGUGAGCGCGGGCCCGACCGGGGCGACACGCUGUGUCCCGUCUCCUGCUGUGGCCUCGUUUCUCACAUGGGGAGACUGAGGCAGGAAACGGGGGUCACUGCCUCAAACCCGGGACCCCCAGGAUCCAGAGUUUGCCCCCCCCGGCAGCUCCCCCCUCCACGUGGGGCCACACUCAGCCCCGCGCCCACGUCUGCAGAGACGCUCAGACACACUCUCAAAUCUGCAGCUUCACCUGAUCGUCUGGCUCCCCUGGGUGCAAUUUGA
Molecule: messenger RNA, 348 nt
Organism: Rangifer tarandus platyrhynchus (Svalbard reindeer)
Lineage: Eukaryota; Metazoa; Chordata; Mammalia; Artiodactyla; Cervidae
Source: the annotation of a GenBank genome assembly